Messenger RNA from Pelobates cultripes (western spadefoot toad), 13957 nucleotides. Lineage: Eukaryota; Metazoa; Chordata; Amphibia; Anura; Pelobatidae. The record is from the annotation of a GenBank genome assembly.
GAAGAAUAUAGCGCGUAAUAAGCGAUAAUGGAUUUUGCCCAUAUCAAAAAUGGCUUCUAGUGCCUGAUGUACACUGACUGCAUGCAUGCCCUGCUGGAGUGGGGAGAGAGGGGAGAGAUGGCGGAGGUGAAAGUAAAGCAGGAGAACGUGGAGGCUGGGGAAAUAGAGAACAGGUUGGUUCAGCAUCAACCAAACAGGCUUUUCCACUAAUAUGAGAAUAUAAGGAAUUAAAACCAAUUUAAAUUUUUAGGCCAAUAUUACCAAACAUACAACUUUAACUAUUAUUGUGUUUUUUUCCCCGAAGUUUGAUUAUCCAGGACUAAAAUGUAAAAUUCACUUUGAAUUCAUGACAAUUCACACUUUAGUGAAUAACUCUAUAUGUGUUUAUCUCUAAUAUCAUGGUUUAGAUCAGACCUGCAUAGCUUGGCAGUAGGUGGGGGGCCAAAACUAAAACAGGCGAAAUUUCUUCUGGCUCCAGAUAGGUUUUUUUAUAGUGCCUCACUCUCCAAGUAAAGGUAUAAAAUUACGUGUAAAAAUGCACAAACUGGCAUACGGGCAUACAGAUACAGACAUACACACUGACAGGCAUACAGAUACAGACAUACACACUGACAGGCAUACAGAUGCAGACAUACACACUGACAGGCAUACAGAUGCAGACAUACACACUGACAGGCAUACAGAUGCAGACAUACACACUGACAGGCAUACAGAUGCAGACGGGUACACACUGACAGGCAUACAAAUACAGACACACAAACUGACAGGCAUACAGAUACAGACACACAAACUGACAGGCAUACAGAUAUAGACAUACACACUGACAGGCAUACAGAUACAGACAUACACACUGACAGGCAUACAGAUACAGACAUACACACUGACAGGCAUACAGAUACAGACACACACACUGACAGGCAUACAGAUAUAUACAUACACACUGACAGGCAUAGAGAUACAGACACACAAACUGACAGGCAUAGAGAUAUAUACAUACACACUGACAGGCAUAGAGAUACAGACACACAAACUGACAGGCAUACAGAUAUAGACAUACAAACUGACAGGCAUAGAGAUACAGACACACAAACUGACAGGCAUAGAGAUACAGACACACAAACUGACAGGCAUAGAGAUACAGACACACAAACUGACAGGCAUAGAGAUACAGACACACACACUUACCGGCACACGGAUACACAUACCCACACACUUACCGGCACACGGAUACAGACACGCACACACUUACCGGCACACGGAUACACAUACCCACACACUGACCGGCACACGGGUACAGACACCCACACACUGACCGGCACACGGGUACAGACACCCACACACUGACCGGCACACGGGUACAGACACCCACACACUGACCGGCACACGGAUACCCACACCCUGACCGGCACACGGAUACCUACACCCUGACCGGCACACGGAUACCGACACCCACACCCUGACCGGCACACGGAUACCCACACCCUGACCGGCACACGGAUACUGACAUACACACACUGACAGACGUAACCUUUGUGUGUUGUACGGUGGUUUCCCUGGUGUCCAAGCUGUGGCUGUAGGAAGUUAGGGGCUGGCUCUUGCAGCCUGCACCCUCUCAUGCCUUCUGUUAUAUUCUCCUGUCUCUCCCGGCCUGACCACCUCCUCACUGCCUCCCCACUGCGCGACUCCAGUGUCUGGGAGAAAGUGACUUGUGGCUCUCACUUUCUCCCUUGCUGCCAAUAAGUGUUGUAAAAUGGCCACAGUGCCUGUCCAGGCCCCUGCUGACACAUGCCAACUGACGGUCUCCCCUAGUUUGCGGGCCGCACAAAAUCCUUUGGCUGGCUGUAUGUUUUGCUGGUCUGGUUUAGACUGUAGGUCAUAGUUGGUCAUAGUUGGCAGUACUUUAUCUAUCAUGUUAGCCUUCUACCUAUAAAGUACAGGUAUUUCUUGUUGUGGCUGUCUACCAGACAGCUAUGCAUGAGGAUGUCCAGCGUCCCCUGAAGCCUCAUAGGAAAGCAUUGUAUAAUGCUUUCCUAUGGGGAAAUCCUAAUGCCAGUGCAGCCAUUGUCACACAUAUGCAGUAGGUUUUCCCCGCCGGCUGAUGCCGAGGUAAGUGACAGAGUUUUUUUUGUUUUUUUUAACCCCUUCUACAUCAUGGGGAAGGGCCGUGAGGAAGGGGGAACUGUAGUUGCAGGAAAACAAGUUUGUUUUAAUGGCACUAUAGUUUCUUUUUAAAUAUGUUAAAAUAGUGUUUACUAGGGUGAAGGAACGAGGAGCAGUCACUGUUCAUUUAUUUAUUUUUAUUCUUUAUUUUAGAAUACAUGUAGACCGAAUUGCUUACAAUUUUGAUGAACAAAAGUGCUUAUUAAUACUUGUAUUUAAAAAAAAAAAAAAAACCAAUAGAUUAAUAAAGUAUCUCAUCAUUUAUAUUUCAAUACAAUAAAUGUGCAUUCUUUUGACAAAUAAUUAAUACCAUGGCUUUGAAUACAAGAACUUAUGGGUGCUAUCCGUUAUAAAUCUCCAUAUUUGGGUCAGUCUCCAGAUUUAACUUUUUCAUACAGAAAGUAUAUAGAAAAGUUUUUGGGUUUUAGGUUUUUUUUCCGUUGUUUUCUUUGUUUUUCUUGCUGUGGAUUUUAAGUUGUGGUCCACUAUAUUUUAUACUAAGUCAAAUACAGGCAAAAACUCACAUUUUAAUCUAUCUAUAUCUCAAGUUCUCCUUGCGAGCCUCUCCUACAGUCGGAGGUACAAUUUAAAUGCCUCUUAUAGAAAAGCAUUAUUGAAGCUGGGAAGCCUGUGUGGCAAACUCCACAAUUUGCCAAUAAUACCUAGUGAAUCUCAUUUGUCUUUAUUUGAAACACUGAACCUACACAUAUAGUGUUGGCAAUAUAAGCUGAGUGACAGGUUGCCUGCAAGUGCCCACCCAUCUCCAAAUCACAGAGACCCCUGUCCAGUGCCAAAAGAGUGGAGACAAUGAGGCCAGAAAAAGUAGUUCAAGGGGGUGUAUUGGACUGUUCGCACAUGCCACACUUAUACUAAUCUAAAAGCAUCGCAUUGCAAGCUUGCUGAGACUGACCACCUCUAGAGACUAAAGUGGUUAUGGAGCUUGGAGCAGCCCUUUAGAACAUUAUUUAGAUUAUGCAUUAAAAAUCUGUUAAUAAAGGGAAAUAACUGAUUUGAAAAUAAAACUUUUUAAAUCUCCUGUAUAAGCUCGUUUCUAGCUUUUGCAGUGCGCUCUGUCCAGAUCAGGAAUUGGCACAGCCAAUCAGGAGACUCUCAUUCUUCUAUAGUUGCAACUCUGUGCUUGGUUACAGGACUAGGGACCUUAUUUCUCCAUAACCUAUGGAAGGAGCAUACUAUGUUAUGGCGUUUAAAGUGACCACUUAUUAAAGGAAGUUUAAGUACACAUCCUGCCAUUAUACCUCCUAUUUCACAAAAACAUGGCAACAUUACCAGAUGAAAACACCCACGUUUGUCUACAAAUAUUGCUUUCCUGACUAACCAUGGCAGCUUCACUUCUGUGUGAGCUCUACUCUACUCUAGAAAAUAAAAGUAUGUAUGAAUACAUUUUUUUUGUUAUAUUAUUGUAAAGAUGCACCGAAACUUACUAUUAGCAGUUUGGUUUUAUCACCGUAAAUGUCUGCUUAUUCUUUUCUUUGUUCACUGUGCCCAGUGUAUGAAGUUUGCUAAUCUAAAUUAUUUAAUUGGAUUUUGUCAAUUCUGGGGGACCAUCUACAUUGGGAGCAAUCGCUGUGGAUUUCUGUGAAAUGUCCUUGCUGACUGUGUGAUUUUUUUUUUUUUUAGAAUUGUCACAGAAUUGAUUUAUAUAUGUAAUGUCCCAACAUGUGUGAUGAGCAGCAUGUGUCAUAUUUUUUUUUUUUUUUUAUUCUUUGUUUUUACAUUGACAGAGUGCAGUAUAUCAACAAUAUGAGGCUUGUGCACAAUAUAUAUAGCAUUGUAUAAAUGAUACAGAAAGAAAGCUAAAUACCAUUUAAAACAUGUCUUACAUCAAAGAAUGGUAACUGGCUUGCUCAGUCUGUCAAGGUUUUUUCUUUUUUUUACAACGCUAUAGUAACGUGACAAACGUUCAGUACAGUGGGUACAGAUUAUUGUAACUUUGCUAUAGACAUGUAACAUACAUAACUUCCUUCUUGUAAUGUUAUAACAGUGAUCUUGUUUUAAUUGUGACCUGCCUGUCGGGACCCCAGGGUCUCUAGAUUCGGAUGUGUCGCAGUUGAAUCUGAUACUGGGGUAAGCUGUGAUGGGACCUAAAUAUCAACCACAGGUUGUACAGACUGUAUCUGGAGUGUGUGGGGUGCUGUUAGUGUAUACUUUGUCUGAGGAAUGUUUCAGAGUCCCUGUCUUGGGUUAGUGUUGCCCGUUGAGUGCCUAUUGAUGCGAGAUUCGCUAGUGUUUUGCUUGUGUGCAAGCUGUGGACGUAAAGGUCCUAUUAGAAAGAUAGGGUAGUAAGAGUGGAGUAAGAGAUAAGAGAGAUAAUUAGAGGGUCAUGCGCCGAGAGGUUGGGGGGAGAUGGGAAAUGACCCGGGGGAGGAUCGAGUGAGCGCCAGGCUUGAUGCUUGGGGCAUGGACAUCUCCCUGACCCCCCUUUAACUUAAUAGCAUGUGUCAUCUUUAUAGUAACAUUGUUUAUGUGGAUUAUUUCACUUAGACUUUUUUUUAUUUCUUUGUUCUUGUUUAGGAUCAUAGAGCUGUGUCAGCAGUUUCCUCAUGGAAUCACAGAUCAAGUUAUUCAGAAUGAGAUGCCUCACAUUGAACCCAAGCAGAGGGCUAUGGCUAUCAACAGACUACUGUCAACGGUAUGUUACUACUGGCACAGAAUGCAAAAUGACCUUGGAGUACUGAAGGAUUCACACACAGUCACGAUUACUUUGCUGCUUCAUCAUAAUUUUUCAAAGAUGUUUACAAGAUCUUGUAAAGAGAUUUUGGAACUUUUAAUAUUUUGAUUGAAGAUAUAAAAAGCAACAAAAAAAAAGUCUUGCUGUUGCAUUGUUUUCAUUAUGUAUUUUCUGCUAAAAUAGUUUAAAGGGUUACUCUAAGCACCAUUACCACCUUAGUGUUUUUAAGUGGUCAUGGUGCAAUGCCCCUGUCUCGUAACUCACCACUCACAGUUUUGAUAAGUCUGUCUGGGACAAGAAUUCCGGGCUUGCUAAUAUUACUUCUAUACCUAUUCUAUAUAUUGGUUGAGAGGGCUAACUCUCAGCCUGUUAAUGAAGGGAAGUGUCAACAUCUGGCAUCUACAGCGUUGCAGAAGUUGGAUGCCAUUCAGCUGCAAUUCAUUUUGACUUGGAUACUCAGUGGGACUUUGUAAACCAGUUUGUCCCCUUACCAAGGAAGAUCAUCAAGGUACUCUUGUUAUCAUAACCAUUUUAACUCGCUGUAUUGUCUAGAUCCUUGGAGUGCCUUUUUUAAAGUCUAUAUAGGAAAUGCUGACUAUAUUUAUCUUGGUUUUACACUAUGCAUUUAGAUAUUAUUGUACCCUCUCUUUCUCAUCAAAUUAAGGGCCAACUGGACCUGCUGAGAAGUGGCACAGGCCUUCUGUACAGAAUGAAGGAUACUCAGACAGCUGGGUGAGUCUUUUGUUACAUACUUGUUGACAGUCAUGUAUGCAGAACAUCACAAUUUCAAAAACAAAAAAGGGUUCUGUUCUGUAAGCUGACGUUUUUUUCUGGUCCACCUUGAAUGAUAGAAAGCUUUGUUAAUAAUUUAUUCUAUAAGAAGUUCCUGCUUUCUUGGGAUUUUCUGCAUUCUAGCCCUGUACACCUCAGUUGGUGAUCUGCUCAGGAGCUCAGUUAAGGAGCUUUAUUCAGAGGAAUGUUUUACCGAAGAGCAAUGUUAAGUAAUUAUUGUUUGUUCUUUCCCAGUAAAAUGAAGGGUUCUGACAAUCAGGAGAAAUUGGUCUACCAGAUUAUAGAAGAUGCUAGCAAUAAAGGUAAGUCUUAAAACAGGGUUUGGCAAAUUUACUUAAAAUUUCAGGACCAGGCAAAUUUUCAUUAACCGUUUGACUACUAGAAGUGUCUCUGUAUUGUAAAAUAAUGUAUUGGGUGCGUCUUUGUUGAAGUGACUCAUUUUAAUUUGGCAUCUCAACAUACGUAGGCCUUGAUUUACUAUUUUUGGGGUAAGCUAUUAAAGUGAUUUAAUAUUAUUAUCAUUUACAUAGCGCCAACAUAUUCCACAGUGCUGUACAAUUAUGGACAGUGGAAGAGUUGAAGAAGGCAGUGCUCAAAUGAACUUGCAAACUAUGAGAGCCAGUCUAGGGGAAAGAAAAGAUCAGAAUUAGAACAAAUUCUUGCUAAUUAUUAGAUCCCAUUUCCAUGUCAGUACAGAGACUUGAUUUGCCUAGUUCUCUCUUAAAAUGUUUUUGUUCACAUAUUUGUGUGAGAGAGGUGUAUAUGAAUGUGUGAUGUAUAUAUGCUGCUGGCUAACAGGAUGAUUUGAUUUAGGUAUAUGGACCAGAGAUAUAAGAUACAAAAGUAAUUUACCACUGACUGAGAUCAACAAAAUUCUAAAGAACUUGGAAAGUAAGAAACUAAUUAAGGCUGUCAAGUCCGUAGCGGUAAGUUGGUUUGUAUCAUUUCUAUGUAUUUCUCCUUAUAAAGCAAGACUUACUAUGGGCGGAGGGGAGGAUACUUCCUAUUUUUAUUUUAUUUUUUUAUUGUUUUGUUAAAAAGGGAAUUGUAAAACAAAGUUCUAAAAGUGGGAGCUGUCACUAACUAAACUAAUGUUUUUGCAGAUUGCUGUACAUUUAGAGCUUUGGCUUAGAAUUACUCAUUAUAGAUAAGCAUUUUUUUGGACAUGUUAGGUUUUAUCAUGUGACUUAUGCAUCAUAUAUUAUCAUGUGACUUUUAUGCAAAUUUGUAGCUACAUAACUAUCUUACUAUUGCUAUAUACAUGUAAGUAAUCACAGUACAGUAUCUGCUUCUAUCAAAAGUAUAAAAGUAAAAUAAGUGAGAGGAUCAAAUUCCACGAGCUGACUUGAAGUAAUGUUUAGUCACUUUAAUGUUAAUGAGUGCUUUUUUUUUUUUUUCUUGUUCUAGGCUUCUAAAAAGAAAGUUUACAUGCUGUAUAACAUACAACCUGACCGAUCUGUGACAGGGGGAGCCUGGUACAGUGACCAAGAUUUUGAAUCUGAAUUUGUAGAAGUGCUAAAUCAGCAAUGUUUUAAAUUCUUACAAACCAAGGUAACAGCUGCACAGCCCAUUUUUUAUACUUUCUGUAGUUACAGGCAUCAUGACAUCCCUUAAUUUAAAGUAUAACUGUCAUAAAGAAAUUGCAAUGUAAUUUUUAAGUUAUAUUUUACUAUUUAUGUUUUUUUUUUUAUUCAUGAUAUUAAGAUCUUUGAGAAAAUCACUUGCCCACCUGUCCCACUCUUCCUUUGUGAUGGCCACCUUUAUGCACCUUGCAUGAGAAUGUCCCUUAUCCCAGGCAGUGCUCACUAUUUUGCAACAGUUGCUAUAAAUAUAUAUGCUUGCAGAAUGAAAUCGAAUAAAGUUGGAUUGACAAUGAGCGCAAUCAUAAAAAAAUUUUACAUCCUAAAUUGUUAGUUUGAUAUGUUCUGCUUCUUUUGUUAUUAGAGCAUGUUUGUUAACAACCAUUUAUAUUAAAAAUAAAAGUAAUGUUUUUUUUUUUGUUGGUUUUUUAAAGAAAUUUGACACAAUAGGGGAAAUGACAAAAGGGUGUUUGUUGUCACACACACCCCUCAACCUCUCCCCACCAGAAUUAUUUCAGAAAAUCAAAUUAUGGGGUUGCUUUGAUGAACUUUGACGCAUGCAAAAUAUCUUAGUUUAACUUAUGUGAUUCUCUGUUCUUCUCACGUGUUUAAAUAUUCCUGACCUUGAAACCAAACAAAGACUGAUGUUUAUUGCUCAAAGCACUAUUUAUGUACGUAAAGUCAGUCUGUGUUGGUAUUUUAACUAUUUAGGUCAUGCAAUAGUUGGCUAAAAUAAGAAAGAAAGAGAAGUGAUCAAGAAGCCCAAGUAAAACAUUUGAAAGUGUUCUGCAUGCAUAAUCCAUAUUUCUUAUAGCUUUGCUGUGCAUGCAGCAGGUUGUAAAGAGUAAUUCUGGAUAUAUUUAUUUUCAUCUACACUACAACUAUCUUCAGUAUGUCUGCCUCACUUAAAGGUCACUUGUCGUUAAAUUUUGACUUCUCCUUUUUUUUUUUUAUAAUUAAAUGUUUAACACACUUAAAUAGAUUUUUAUUUUAUUUUUUUUAAAUGAUACGUAUUGAUUUAUUUAUUUUUGAAAGUUUCAUUUUUUUCAUCUGGCUGAGCAGCCAUGUUGGGCUCUCCAGUGCCCACGAGAGAUAAACUUUAACGCUGCAUGUAAUGUUGAUCAUGUGCCAAAGUACAUAACCGGAGUCUAUGGUUCCUGCCCUAUUUCUCUCUCAUGCACAGUACUUGCCAUAAGAACGGAAAGUGUCUGAUCCCACCAGCUGAUGGAAAAUGGCAGGAUAGGGCAGCAGAAUUCCUAUACAUUUCCGUUUUUUUUGAAAAUAUUUGAUUUGAAAAUGAGACCGAGUAAUCCCUAUUUUUAUUGUGUUAGCGUUUUCAAUAAAACCCGAGUUUGAGUGCAGCUUUAACUCAGGUAACCGAAUAGCAGUUCUCUGUAUACUGCAGACAUACAUUAAAUCCUAACAGCAGGAGAGGUAGGAACAACCACAGUAAGAUACUUUAUGAAAACUAGACAGAUGUGAGUAACACACCUAAGAAUUCAAAGAGAUUUCAAAAUGUAGAGCAAAAUCGACAAAUCUGAAACAUUUUCCAAUUCGAUUCUGUUUUCGGUUUGGCUAUUUUUGAAAUAUUGGAAAUUCAUUUGGAACUCCCAGUAAUUCCCACUUUAGUGGAAACUUGCAAAUCAAUUAGUGGACAGAAGCUUAUCUUAGAUGGCUAAAUAUGUUCAAUGCUAAAAUAUCCUGAAAAUCUAGAGUAGUUGUUUUUAAAGGAUUUUUUAAUUUAUAUAUAUACACAUAUAUACACACACACACACAGUAAAUGAAGACUUUAGGUUAGUGAUCCAUUCUUAAUUUUCCUAUUUAUAUCAGUGAUCCAUUUUUCUGAUCUCAUUUAAUUCAUACUAAAAUAAAUUGUGCAAAUCCACUUCAUUAGACUUAUCCUCUUCGUUUUAAAGUAGUACAAGGACAUAGAUGUGUCCAUACCUACAGACUAAAAACCAUGGCACUAUAUUCAUGAGAAAUGAAUGUUUAAUGUUUGUUAAUUAUUCAGUUGAACUUUAUAAUUAACCCGAUGCCUUCUGUUUAAAGGCUAACAUUUCCUCAUUAAAUACAACAGGCAGAGGCUGCACGGGAUAGCAAACAAAACCCAAUGAUACAGAGAAACAGUUCAUUUGCUUCGUCCCAUGAAGUUUGGAAAUACAUCUGUGAGUUGGGAAUUAGUAAGGUAAGACAAUAAAGGGUGAGCAAGGUUUAACAGACCUUGUAGGAGGUUUCUUUCAAAUGGCACAGUCAUCCACAAAAUGUGUUUGUCAAGGUCACCUUCUGGUGGAUAUACAAUUAAGUGGUUUUGGUGGCUUCUAUGAUAAGGUUGUUGGUGAAUGCAGUAUCAACUUAAUAUUUUUUCCAUGUGUACCAUGUGCCUUACUCCAAGUCAUUUUAUUUUGUUUGCUUUUUUAGUUUCACAUUGAAUUAUUUGUAGAUUAAUUUUCAGUUGUAUUUUGUCUUUUUUAAAGGUUGAAUUGUCUAUGGAGGAUAUUGAAACCAUCCUAAACACUUUAAUUUAUGAUGGGAAAGUAGAAAUGACCAUAAUUGCAGCAAAGGAAGGAACGGUUGGUAGUGUGGAUGGACAAAUGAAGCUUUAUAGAGGAAUAAACCCCGUUAUACAGCCAGCAGGCUUAGUGCGCACACCUUGUGGCUUGUGCCCGGUAAGUCAUUGAUUGCACUAAACUAUGUUAUUAGAAGGGGCAGUGGAGAUAGUAAUUAAAAUAUGUAUGAUCCGUGUAAAUAUUAAGUAACAAAAGAACUAUAGACACCAUAACACAAAAUGACAGUUCCAUGGUUAUUUGGACAACCCUAUCUAGAAUACUUGUUUUAUAAGAAGCUGUUGGGCCUAUUGUAGCGGAGAGGCAGUAUAAUCCACAAUAUCUCCGCUGGGUAACAGGAAUAACAUAAAAUAAUCCAGGGGAAUAAGCACAGCAUACAAUAAUCCCGGUAGCGUUGUAGUAAUCCUUCCUUCCCAAGAACUAGACGACACAUAGGCUGGGAGUCAACUGAGGUUUUAUUCACAGGACACUGUAUUUAUGGGAUUCCCCCUGCAAGGGUUUCCCUACUGACAUUAGAGGGGUUGUACAGUAGGGGACUACAUGGGGAACUGCCAAACACAUACAUUUCUCCCAUCAUGCACUGCUGGACGAGAGGGAUAUUCCCACUGGAAUAUACAGUUAAUGGGAUUAUCCCUCCGUGCAGCAGAACUUACAUUUUACAUAAAAAUCCAUAACUUUAACAAUAUUCACUUGUUUUACACAAAUGGACAUUCGGUAGAUAGCUGGAGGCUGAGCGCAUUGUUUGUGGAAAUACCGCUCAGCUCCCAGUCUAGCUAACCGAACACCGUACGAAAUACACAUUAUUUUCAACACACGGUUAAAAUAGCGAUUGGUAUUAGGGGAACAAUCUACCGAACGGCCGGGACUCCCGAACGGCCUGGAAGUCCAGCGGGGUUCGCGCCGUCGAGUAGCCGUUUUUAGUUCCAGGCGCUCGACUGCAAAACCCCGCUGGGCUAACAAAGGAAUCAAGAUGGCCGACCGCCGCGUGGUCGGUAGCCGAACGACGGCCACCUAGGGAAGUCUUUAACUACCUCCUGUGUGUGGUCGACCGUUCGGUAGGUCAUUCGUUUCACGAACAGUGCUCCUUUAACAUCUCUAGGCUGUGCAACUUCACAAACUUGGAAGGUCAUGGAUUUUUUAUUUACACAGUACAUAAAAAUGUAGGAGUUAUUUUUUUUUUUUUUACCAUACUUUCUCUUUAAGCUUGUUGUACAGAAGCUGGGGUUUGAACACAUGUAAACACUUUUUUUGUGCUUAGAGUGUACCUUUAAACAGACCCUAUAGUCAUCAGAACCACUACAACUUAACGUAGUGGUUCUGAUAUCUAUAGCCUGUCCCUGCAAGCUCAGCAAUGUAAAUGCUAUCUUUUCAUUGCUGCCUUGUAGCACCUAUAGUGGCUGUCACUGACUUACUGGCACCUAAACAUGUAGUCCAGCCGUAUCGUGUUAGGAAUACAUGUUUGCAUUCCUAAUACUGUCGUAUUACUUUUACUCUGCUUUCCGGUGCCGAAUCUAUACAUGGAUUGUAGUUAUAUACAUGUCAAUUAGAUCAGUUUUAACUCUUUCACUAGCAUCCACAUAUAUUAAUUGGUUUCAGAAGUCUGCUGCCCUUACUGAUUUAUUAAGCAUAUAACCUUCAUCAUUGAACGACCUCCCGCACACUUUCAAAUCUUCCCCAAGCCUAAAGUCCUUUAAGAGAUCUCUCUCUACAUACCUCAAAACAGAAUGCAUGAGUCAUGGUUGAUUAUAUAUUUCCUACCUGUUCGAUGUUAAAUUUUGUAUAUAUUGUGUAUUAAUAUUGUUUUUGUUUUUUAUUGUACCAUAAUGUAUCAAUGCAAUGUUUUGUGGACCCAGGACAUCCUUGAAAACGAGAGAAAUUUCAAUGUAUCCAUCCUGGUAAAAUAUUUUAUAAAUAAAUAGAUAUUCUCAUACCAUCAUAUUAUACUUGCCAUACUCCUUAUUGUAACAGAUUGGGAAUCUUCACUUCCAAAGCUUGUGGAAUUCAUUACAAAUACUACAGAUUUUACACUGACAAAAUUUCUCUAUAUACUAAAAGGAAUAGGUUUGGUUCUAUGCAGUGUAUUGAGAUUACAUUUCUCAUUAUGCAUUAAAUGAAUGGAAUGACGUAAUUUUACUGUAAAUACACGUGAUUUAAGUUUCCUGUCCUUGAACAGCAGUCUGCGUGUGACCCUUUUGUUUCACGUGCUUGCUAGGCAUCCCAUAUUUCAAGUAUUUCAGAUUUUACACAUCACUUUCCAUGACGCUUCUGUUCUGGUAUUUUGCGUGUGCGGAAACUUUUAAUUUCAUUUUUUUUGUGUUUUUUCUUUUGUUUGCAAAGUGCUCAGUAAAGGAGAAGUUAAUUGUGCUUUUUAUAGCAUACCUUUGUGGUUAGUGUUUGAUUUCAGAGUUUUCACUGAGGUACAGUCUUCUCAUAGUAUUGUAGCAAUGUGGCCAUUGUCUAAAAUGUUCAUCCAUAUUCCAUAUCCAGUCAUGGAAGUCUUUAUUUAGAAGCCCUGUAGCCACAGAUUUGACUAUGUACCGGUCUUGUGAUCAGAAAAUAAACCAGGACUUAAUGAACUAUACAAAUAUUAUAUAUAUAUAUAUAUUUUUUUUUUUUUUUGAGUUCCCUAUACAGUUCAGAAUAUUGGUCUCUCUCUCUCAUGAGAGAAAAAGUACAAUAGAGGAAGGAACUACAUGGGGUAACAUUUUCAUGUAUAGCUACCUGCCUCAUGCAAUGAAUUGACCCUACAGUGUAGCUGUAGGUAAAAAAAAAAAAAAAUUAUAUUCUUUAGCUGAUCAAUAUAAGAGGUCUGGUAGAUACUGAUAAAUAUGUGGGGGGAAGUGUUCUACACACAAGAAGUUAACUUUUUUUUUUUUUAUAUAUCUAAGUAUUCAUCUUAGUAUCUCAUCUUUAUUUUAACAGGUGUUUGAUGACUGUCAUGAAGGUGGUGAAAUUUCUCCAUCCAAUUGUGUCUAUAUGAAUGAAUGGCUGGAAUUCUAAGGGGUAGUUUCUGCUUUACUUCAAUCUUCUGCUCAAUUCUGCAAUAAAUGUCAGCAUUUCCAACUAUGAGCAGGGAGAUGUACUGAAUGACGUACCUGUGCUGAUCAUCUGUAGAUUGAAAUCAAACUCAAAGCAUCGGAGGAGUGGGACCAAAGACUACAUCCAUGUUUUUGCUCUUCGAAAUCGAGGCAUGUUUCAGAACACGAACGAUUAGAAAUAUAAAUAAUUGCUGAAAUUGCACUGGACGCCCCGGCAUGACAGACUGUAUAAGAUGUACUAAAUAUAUUUAUUGCGGUUAUUUUAGCAUGUUAUGGACUUUAUUUCUGUAAUGUGCGUGAAGAACAACUUUUUAAAAGUUUAUGUAACAGGAGUUUGCCUUUUAUUUAUUUUUACCCAAACUUUGGGGAUUGUAUAGGUUUACUAUAGGACCAUGAAUUUGUGAUUAAAAUGAGUUAAUACAUUUCUUAUGCAACUGUAAUGUGUGAGGCUAUAAUAUUAAGAACAUGCUCCAGAAAAAAAACAUUUCACAAUAGAACGUUUAAAAUACAGAAGUAACAUGAUUUGCUGUGAUUUUAGUUUAUUUUGGACAUUUUACUCCCAGAAAUCCUAUAAUGUUGUCGGGUGUACAAAUGUUUUAUGCAACUGAUGUUUGAUCUACUUGGUGUUAACACUCUUUAGAACCAACAUCACAAAAAAAGGCAAUUACAAACUAUUCAUUUGACUGAUAGCUUUACCUGUAAGAGCCUAAACCGCACAAAUUGCUAGAUGUGAUGACAUUUGAUAAGAGUGCCUAUAGUCCUUUCAUGGGCAAUUUCUUAUUAUGGAUUGGAGAGUCUCUACUGUUUGCAAAGGAACAUGACAUGUCAGAAACCCAUUUCUAUCAUAGUGGGUGUAAUACUCUCACACACCAGGGUCCCUGGUUUAAACUUUGAAGAAUUAUGUAGCCAUUCAUAUGGGCUGCAGGUGCUUCUAAGCCAAACAUUUUCUAUCCCAUUUAGGAACGGAACCUAACAUCCACCUAAUAAAUGGCAGCCAUUUUCUGUUUACUUCUUCAGGAGUCAAAUGGUACAGACAGUUGUUUGUGGACCAAUUACCCUAAAUAAAUAAUUAACAAUGUUGUUAAAAGGCAGGUUUUUAUUUCCAAAGAGAAUGUAGCAAAAACAUUUGAUGGU